This is a messenger RNA of Parastagonospora nodorum SN15, 1416 nucleotides long. RefSeq lists its product as hypothetical. The record is from RefSeq and is a predicted model, not a curated record. The transcript has 2 exons. Gene Ontology annotation, molecular function: monooxygenase activity; oxidoreductase activity, acting on paired donors, with incorporation or reduction of molecular oxygen; heme binding. Lineage: Eukaryota; Fungi; Ascomycota; Dothideomycetes; Pleosporales; Phaeosphaeriaceae. The coding region runs from base 1 to 1416 and encodes 471 amino acids.
AUGGCACACAUUCUCACCGAAGGCCUUGACGGUGUUUGGCGCCCCAUCCUCUGGCGCUCCUUCCGCCUCCCCUACGUGAUGUCAACCCACCGAGGCCGCCUACACACCGAUCUCAAAGACUUCCACACCAAUUACGGCCCAAUCGUCCGUAUCGCACCCAACGAGCUCUCAUACGCCAACAGCGCAGCAUGGAAAGACAUAUAUCUGAACCGUCCCAACCAGCCCGUCUUCGAACGCAACCGCACGUGGUUCAAAAAAAUGACGCCCGACGAGCCGAAUUCAAUCAUGGGCUAUGAUGAAGAUGAUCACGCGCGGUUCCGCCGCGCUUUUGCGAAUUCCUUCUCGGAAAAGAGUCUGCGCGAUCAAAUACCCGUUGUGGAAAGCUACGUCGACUUGUUCAUCUCGCAGUUGAAGAAGAAAGAGAACGAGUCAGUCGAUCUGGCCCAAUGGUUCAACUUCCUCACAUUCGACCUCUCCGCCGACCUCUCCUUUGGCUCCUCCUUCUCGUGUCUGCAAAGCGGAACCGCACAUGUCUGGGUGCGCGUCACGCAGGAUUUCGGCAAAGGCCUAGCGUUAAUCGCGAGCGUGAAUACAUGCUACAUUGACCGUCUCCUGCGGUACAUUAUUCCUGAAAAGGUGCUUCAGCGCAUGAAAGACCAUCGCGAGAUUAGCAGUGCAAAAGCACGCGCGCGGUUAGAGUUAAGCACUGAACGCCCGGAUUUCGUCACGCCGACGAAGAAGUACAUCUCAAUACACCCAGAAUUCGCCAUGACGACUAAAGAGUGGGAAGUCAACAUGCUUGUCAUCGCCUUCGCCGCGUCCGAAACAACCGCGUCCGCACUCACCGCCGCGGUAAGAGAGUUAUGCCAGCAUCGCGGCGCGCUGGCUCGUCUUGUGUCGGAAAUCCGGGGCGCGUUUGCGGAAGAGCGGGAUAUCACUGUCGCCAGCACGCAGCACCUCAUAUACCUCAAUGCGGUGAUCAACGAGACGCUACGCCUCGACCCCCCCGUCGUAACCGGCGUGCCGCGCGUUACGCCCUCGCCUGGCGCACUAAUUUGCGACAGAUGGGUGAGCGCAGGGACGUAUGUGGGUUACAACCAGUUUGCGGCGAAUCGGCAGGGGUAUAAUUUCCAUUUACCUAAUACAUUUCUUCCAGAGAGGUUUAUUGAGAUGGAUGGGAGGGAUGACAUGGCUGGACUCAAUCCGUUCGGGGCAGGACGGAAUAGCUGCAUAGGAGUGAAAUUGGCGUAUGCGGAGAUGCGGGUUGCGCUUGCGAAGUUGAUUUGGGUGUUUGAUGUGCGGCUUGACAAAGAGGAUGGGGGCUGGACAUGGGGCGAGCAAGAGACGUAUAUUUUCUGGGACAAGAAGCCUCUCCACGUAGUCUUGACGCGUGUUGAUGGAGAGCUGAGAAGAUAG